This is a messenger RNA of Penicillium angulare, 459 nucleotides long. RefSeq names its product putative GPI anchored protein. Lineage: Eukaryota; Fungi; Ascomycota; Eurotiomycetes; Eurotiales; Aspergillaceae. Bases 1 to 459 code for a protein of 152 amino acids. The record is from RefSeq and is a predicted model, not a curated record. The transcript has a single exon.
AUGAAGUUCACUCUCCUCGCCUCCGCUAUUCUAGCCACCGCCGGCUUCGUCGCUGCCGACAGCGGUGACAACGCCCAAUCCUACGGCGAGAGCCAGGCUUCCGACGCCGGCUCCUUCGGCGAAACAAUUGCUUCAGCAGCCGAGAAUGGCGACACCGGUGCCAUCGCAAGUGACGCCCAGACCUUCGGUAGUGGUGUCGCAUCUGAUGCUCAGACCUUCGCUUCUGGAGAAAAGUCUAUCUGGACCGCCGAACACACCACCACCAACUCCAAUGGUGACACUACCACUGUUCCUACUACUAUGACCACAACCGCUCCCGCUGCCACUAGUACCGGUACUGGUUCCCAAUCUGCUUCAGGAUCCAGCUCAACAGGUACCAACGCUGCUCCUCAGGUUACUGGUAUGGGCGCUGCCGCUGCUGGUCUUGCUGGUGUUGUCUACGUUAUGGUCGCUCUGUAA